Penicillium antarcticum is the source of this 1461-nucleotide messenger RNA. RefSeq lists its product as uncharacterized. The coding region runs from base 1 to 1461 and encodes 486 amino acids. Gene Ontology annotation, molecular function: polygalacturonase activity. The transcript has a single exon. NCBI's taxonomy places the organism in Eukaryota, Fungi, Ascomycota, Eurotiomycetes, Eurotiales, Aspergillaceae. The record is from RefSeq and is a predicted model, not a curated record. Gene Ontology annotation, biological process: carbohydrate metabolic process.
AUGAAAUAUUUUACCCUGGCACCGUUGGCACUUGUAGCAGCACUAUCCACCACCGCGGCAGCGUCGGGCUUGCCUGUGGUGGCAAAGCAUCAUGCACCACCUGCACCAGCGCAUCCAACCCGGGUCUCAACCUAUUACCCGGACUUUGCAACCCUGAGUGUUCCUGUGCCACAAAUCACCCUUCCUCUCGCUGCGCCAUCAGGAUACGUGCUGGGUGGUAAUGUGACGGCGCAACCUACCCCUUCCCAAGCCUCGAAGGUCGCGGUCUGUACAGUCAUUCCUCACGGCUGGGGACGUGAUGACUCGCAGCAGAUCCUGGCUGCAGUCGAAGCAUGUGGAACCGACGGCGAGAUUACGCUCCCGGCCCCCUAUGUCUACACCAUUGGCAGCCGCCUGUACAUGAAUCUCGUGCGCGCCAAGCUCAAUAUCUUUGGCACCCUCUCCUUCACCGCGGAUCUUGGAUACUGGAUUGACAACUCCCAUCGCGUGGAGUUUCAAAAUCAGAGCACGGCGUGGAUUGUAGAGGGCGAGGACUAUGUCAUUUCCGGCGGAGGAUGGGCGCAGGGUGGUGUUAAUGGCAAUGGGCAGGCCUGGUAUGGACGGGCGGCCGGCCAGAGCAACCAAUACGGUCGGCCCAUCCCGCUGUCCAUCUACAACAGCACCAAUGCCACCGUCCAGGAUCUCUCUUUCAUUAAUCCGCAGUUCUGGACAUUUUGGGUCCAAGAUUCCUACGAUGUGAGUCUGACGGGCAUCUACAUCAACGGCACUAACACUGACCCCUACGGCAAUGGCUCCAACUGGGAAACCAACAUUGACGGACUCGACUCCAUGCGUGUGAACGGCUUGCUCCUGGAGGAUUGGGUAUUCCAUGGCGGCGAUGAUUGCUUCGCGCCAAAGGGGAACUCAACCAAUAUGACCCUGCGGAAUAUGACGUGUGUCGGGGGAGGCAUUGCCUUCGGCAGCAUCGGUCAAUAUCCCGAAUCGCCUGACUAUAUCUCUAACGUCUCGGCAACCGAUAUCUCUGUGCGUCAGGCAAUAAGCCCCGUGUAUGGCGGAAGCACUGUCGGUGGCGGUGCCUACUUCAAGUCCUGGGUUGGCGUCGAGGAGGGUGUGCCCCCGCAAGGAGGCGGCGGUGGUACCGGACGGGUGUGGAAUGUGACCUUCCACAACCUGAAUGUCCACAACGCAACGCAUGCCGUUUACAUGAACAAGUGCUACUACAAGGUGGCCGACCAGGCCAACUACUGUGAUACCUCCACACUGGAAUUCGAGGACCUCACCUUUACCAACGUUACGGGUCUAGUCUCUUCGCAGUAUGGCAUCUCCUUCAAUUGUUCUGCGGCGGCCCCCUGCAAGGACCUUGCGGUGUUUGACUUGGACGUGACUGUGAACAACGGGACCAUGUCCGGAGUCUACUGUGAUAAUGUGGACAGCUUAGCGGGAAUUAACUGCACAGCAUAG